GACUGUUUACACAGUUACAACACCGGAAGUUUCCUUUGACUGCAUAGAGAGCGUGAUGUGUUGGAGUAUUGUGUAGCAAGCGGGAUCUCUUCGGCUAAACAUCCACACGGUGGAGUAUUUAAGCCCCACGUAGCUCUUGAAGUCGAUGAUAAAGCAGCAGAAUGUUCGCGGGGUUGCCUGAGCUGGGGAUCUCCAACGGAGAGGACCUGAAAGAGACGCUCACCAACUGCACGGAGCCGCUGAAAGCCAUCGACCAGUUCCAGAUGGAAAAUGGCAUCCUGCUGCCAACCCUCCAGUCUGCUCUUCCCUUCCUUGAUCUACACGGAACCCCUCGGCUGGAGUUCCACCAGUCCGUCUUUGACGAGCUUCGGGAAAAGCUGAUGGAGCGAGUCGCCACCAUUGCAGAGGGCAAGGACGAGGACAGAUAUGGGAAGCUUGAGGAGCUGCUGGAGAAGAGCUUUCCCCUUGUCAAAAUGCCGUCCAUUCAGCCAGUGGUAAUGCAGGUGCUGAAGCAUCUACCCAAGGUGCCAGAGAAGAAACUGAAGAUGGUGAUGGCUGACAAGGAACUGUACAAGGUGUGUGCGGUGGAGGUGAAGAGGCAGAUCUGGCAGGACAACCAGGCUCUGUUUGGAGAUGAAGUGUCGCCUCUCCUAAAGCAGUACAUUGUGGAGAAGGAAGCCGCUCUGUUCAGCAGCGACCUCUCCAUCCUGCACAAUUUCUUCAGCCCCUCCCCCAAAGCGCGACGCCAAGGCGAGGUGGUCCUAAAGCUGACACAGAUGAUCGGAAAGAACGUGAAGCUGUACGACAUGGUGCUGCAGUUUUUAAGAACGCUCUUCCUGCGAACGCGAAAUGUCCACUACUGCACGCUGAGAGCAGAGCUGCUGAUGUCUCUUCACGACCUGGACAUCAGUGAGAUCUGCUCUGUGGACCCCUGCCAUAAGUUCACUUGGUGUUUAGACGCCUGCAUCCGUGAGAAGUUUGUGGACGGCAAGCGAGCCAGAGAGCUGCAAGGUUUCCUGGAUGGAGUGAAGAAAGGACAAGAGCAAGUCCUCGGGGACCUGUCCAUGAUCCUGUGUGACCCGUUUGCAUGCAACACCCUGGUUCUGAGUAUCAUGAGGAACCUGCAAGAACUGCUGAGUCAGGACGCUUUACCCAGGGACAGUCCGGACCUGAUGCUGCUGCUGAGGAUGCUGUCACUGGGUCAAGGGGCGUGGGACAUGAUUGACAGCCAGGUCUUUAAAGAGCCUCGUUUGGACUUGGAGGUGGUGACCCGCUUCCUGCCUGCCAUGAUGUCAGUGGUUGUUGAUGAUCACACCUUCACUGCAGAAAACAAGCUCCCCGGUGAGGAGAAGAGCUCGUUGUCUUACCCCACCACCCUGCCGGAUGCCUUCAGCAGGUACCUGCAGGAGAACAGAGUGGCCUGUGAAAUGGGUCUCUACUACGUCCUCCACAUCGCCAAGCUGAGGAACAAGAACGCCCUGCAGAGGUUGCUACCUGCCCUGGUGGAGACCUACAAUGACAUGGCCUUUGGUGACAUCUUCCUGCACCUGCUGACCGGACACCUCACCCUGCUGUCUGAUGAGUUCGGAUCGGAAGACUUCUGUUCAGUAGUUUUCGAUGGCUUCCUUCUUACUUCUUUUUCCAGUAAAGAGAACGUGCACAGACACGCCCUCCGGAUGAUGCUGCAUCUACAUCACAAAGUGCUGCCGUCGUGUCGGGAAACCUUGGUGAAAACUCUUGAACCUCCAAAACAGAGCAGCGAGCCAGUGAAGGAGCUCUACACUCAGCUAACAGAGAAGCUGGACGCCCAGAAGAGGAGCCCUCCACCACCAGAUGAAGCUCCAUCCCUGGACCUGGGGCUGCAUCCAGUGACUGUCCCCACUGCUGCCUCCACCCCAGCCACGCCUCUCUGAGGCCCAGCAGGACACCACAGGUCUCCGUCAGUGACUGGCUGUAAAUACAGCCACCAGCUGGCUCACAUUGUUCAAAGAGACGAGACAUUUCACAUUCUGCUUUGAUCUGUGAUUGUUCAUGGAGGUUUAUUAUCUUUAGAUGUUUGUCUGAGAGGCUCUUCCAGCUCCGACAUGUUUUUCUAAACGUUGUUUUUGCAGUAUUGGCAGAAUAUACAUUCUCGUCGUACUUCAUAUGUAAAUCAGUGUGUGAAUUGUGACCGUUGUGCAACAAACCUGUAAAUAAAUGAUUAUUUAGAAAUGCAAAGUGGUGUCAUUGUGUUCCAGCCCAAGUGACGAGAUGCAGUCCAUCUUACUGCAGCACCUCUGUACAGAUGUAGUCACUUGAUGAGGAACACUUGACUAUGAUGUCUGGUUUCUAUAGACCUCAAUGGGCCACACAUGUAGGCAGUGUGUCUUACUAGGCUCUACAUACUGAAGACAACUUUAACACUGAAGUGCUCAUAUCUAAAUGAAUCUAAUGCAACCAGCGUCCAUAGAUUCACACUAAGUUAUGGUCUGUAUGAACCAUAUAUAGAAGAUGACAGGAAACCUCACUUUAGGUGUGGUAAUGAAUAAACAAAACAUGGAACAAGUCAACAGGAUGAACAUUUUUAAUGAGAACUGCUCAUUUGAACCAGAAGUGUGUGUAGCUGCAGGAUAGACUCAUUAAACUACACACAGCCUACUGUCGUCUUCUGACCAUUCAAAGGGCUCGAACACCAGAUGUUCAGUGACAGAGGUCAGUGCUUUAUUGGAGCUGGGCCAAACUGAAAAGAUUUACUGCACACCUGCGUACAAAUCCAGUGACUUGAACUUUGAAGGGUCUGGUGUCUGUAGUCCAUUAGGUGAUCCAUGGCAGCUACUGUACAGUGUGUAGUGUGAACAAGGAACAGUGACGGGCUCUCCACCACCACCAUUAAAUAACAAUUGAGGAGGAAUCGUUUGGAAGAACGCUGCUCAUCAUCCACACUUUAGAAUCUAUGACAAUCACUCACUCAAAUAUUUGAAUUACACCUUUCAUAUGGUUCAUUGCCAUUCAAAGUGUUUUACAGAUGACCGACAAGCUGACAAGACUCUUAAUUGACUGAAGUUUUUUCCUUAUUUUUAAGGUUGAUUUUUAAGGACAUUACCAUUCAAAUUAAUAUAGCGGAAUAGUCAGAGCGGGGGACAUUUGUAUGUGUAUAUUGGGGCCGUUGUAGCAGUGGAGUUGUAACUUUACAAACUGCAGAGAGCAGCAGUAAAUUAGUCAAAUUUAGGAACCCAACGCUUUGUCCACACUAGUCAGUGUAGAAAUCAAAAUGCUUAUUUUCUGUAACCAGUGCAGCAUUAAAGCAUCGUGGAAUUUGCCAGUUAGCUAACUCAAUUCCCUAACAUGCAGAGACAACCAAAGACAACCUAAUCUUAGAGAUGCUGUACGUACCCAGCAGGUGGACAAAAUAACAGGAACACUGUACAAUCAGUGGCGGCUGGCUGAUAGAG
Messenger RNA from Anarrhichthys ocellatus (wolf-eel), 3431 nucleotides. RefSeq names its product negative elongation factor complex member B (gene nelfb). Gene Ontology annotation, cellular component: NELF complex; nucleus. The record is from RefSeq and is a predicted model, not a curated record. Bases 162 to 1913 code for a protein of 583 amino acids. Gene Ontology annotation, biological process: negative regulation of transcription elongation by RNA polymerase II. Lineage: Eukaryota; Metazoa; Chordata; Actinopteri; Perciformes; Anarhichadidae. The transcript has 13 exons.